This is a messenger RNA of Nerophis lumbriciformis (worm pipefish), 1272 nucleotides long. Lineage: Eukaryota; Metazoa; Chordata; Actinopteri; Syngnathiformes; Syngnathidae. The record is from RefSeq and is a predicted model, not a curated record.
AUGUCGCAGUUGCAAGCGAGGUUUUUCACACAAAACCCAAGGUAUGUAGUAGAAGAUGUUCCAUUCUCCAUCCCGGCCAGUUCUGAAGUCCUUGACCUCAGCAAUGUCAUCAACAAGCUUCUGGGGGCCAAGAAUGAAUCUCAUACCAGAGUCGACUUCGACUUCCUGGUCAGAGGUCAAUUUCUCCGAACAUCUCUGUUCAGUCACAUGGAAACAGAGAGCAUAUCGACGGAAGAUGUUGUGGAGAUUGAAUACGUAGAGCGGAUCACAGCGCCACAACCUGAGGAGUGUAUGAUGCACGAUGACUGGAUUAGUUCUGUUGAGGCAGAUGCUGAAUGGAUCCUGACAGGAUGUUAUGACAAGUCAGCCAAUAUCUGGUCCUUGGAGGGCAAGGCUAUGACAAAAGUGGCCGGACACACAGACGUGGUCAAAGAUGUCGCCUGGGUGAAGAGGGAUGGCCUGACCUCUCUGCUUCUGACUGCCUCGCUGGACCAAACCGUCAUAUUGUGGGAGUGGAACUCUGAGAAGAACAUUGUGGUGGCGAAGCACUGCUGCCGAGGACACACGGGAAGCGUUGACACGGUAGCCACGGACCCCACUGGUUCAAAGUUCUGCAGUGGCUCCUGGGACAAAAUGUUGAAGAUAUGGUCAGCAGUUCCCUCUGAUGAAGCAGAUGAGGUCGAAGAGCCUGCCGACAGGCCAAGGAAGAAACAGAAGACUCAGCAGCUGGGCCUUACUAGGACACCUAUAAUGACGUUAUCUGGGCACAACGAGGCUUUAUCCUCAGUGCUGUGGUCUGACAGCGAGGAGGUUUGCAGUGCAUCCUGGGAUCACACGAUCCGUUUGUGGGAUGUGGAGACAGGAGAGACGAAGACAACCCUGACUGGGACCAAAGUAUUUAACAGUAUUUCCUACUCGCCUUUGUGUCGUCGCCUGGCUUCUGGAAGCACUGACCGACACAUCAGGCUGUGGGACCCUCGUACCAAGGAUGGUUCACUGGUGUUACUGUCCCUGACCUCCCACACUGGCUGGGUCACCACUGUCAAGUGGGCCCCGUCACAUGAGCACCAGCUGGUUUCCGGAUCGCUCGACAACCUGGUCAAACUGUGGGACACCAGAAGCUGCAAAGCUCCAUUGUAUGACCUAGCAGCCCAUAAAGACAAAGUAUUCUGUGUGGACUGGACAGAAAGCGGGCUAAUGUUGAGUGGAGGAGCUGAUAACAAACUGUACACCUUCAGAUACUCGGCAUGUCCGACAGAUGCGGGAGCAUAG